AUGUUGUUCGUGCUUUAUUUGCAGCUCUGCCUCUCAGUGAUUUUUGCAAAAUAUCAGCCAACAUGGCCCUCUCUGGAUUCUCGACCACUUCCGAGUUGGUAUGACGAGUCGAAGUUCGGCAUAUUUUGCCACUGGGGAGCCUAUUCAGUACCAGCUUAUAAGGGAUCCGAAUGGCUUUGGUGGUUCUGGAAAGGUGAUAAACCCGACAAGGACGUUGUUAACUACAUCGAACGUAAUUUUAGACCAGGGACGACGUAUGCGGAUUUUGCGAGAGAUUUUACUGCUGAGCUAUUCGACCCUAAGGAGUUUGCAGACAUCGUGAAGUCGUCCGGAGCAAAGUAUUUCGUUCUAACUAGCAAGCAUGCCGAAGGAUUCACUCUAUGGCCAACAAGGACAAGCUGGAAUUGGAAUUCUGUUGAUGUAGGUCCAAAAAGAGACAUUGUCGGAGAGCUCAGGGAUGCCUUCAGAGGGACUGACAUUCACUACGGGCUUUAUUUCUGUCUAUUUGAGUUUUUCCACCCAAAGUAUCUCGACGAUAAAAAAUACAAUACUACAGCUUACGUUGAACAAGUUUCUUAUCCACAACUGAUGGAGAUAGUGAACCGCUACAAACCAGAAAUAGUAUGGAGCGAUGGUGAAUGGGAGAAAAGCGAUGAGUAUUGGAAGAGCAAGGAAUUUCUAGCUUGGCUGUACAACACCAGUCCUAUAAAAGAAAACGUUGUGGUCAAUGAUCGCUGGGGUGAGGGCUCGAUUGGCAAGCAUGGAGGUUUCCUCACAUUUCAUGAUCACUUCGAUCCAGGCAAGUUGGUAGAAAGAAAGUGGGAGAACUGCAUGACAAUGGACAAGUCCGCAUGGGGAUCUAGGCGAACAAUGAAGAGCAGCGAUGUGCGCACUGUACACGAACUUAUUGAGCAAUUAGCGAGGACUGUAUCCUGUAACGGAAAUCUACUACUGAAUGUUGGUCCUGAUAUGCAUGGCAAGAUACCUCCAAUUUUUGAGGAUCGCCUUCGAGAGUUGGGCAGGUUCCUUAGCGCCAACUCUGAAGCGCUUUAUGGGACAAAGCCAUGGAUUCACCAAAACGAUAGUGGAAAUACUUGGUACACCUCUCGUAUCUUAUCAGCUACAUUACCGAAAAACAGGGUAUACAAUCCACAAAUUGAAGGACAAACCAUUGUUUAUGCAUGGAUACUAGAUAUGCCAACCAAAGAUUUGGAAUUGAAGAUGGUCAAAACAACGGAGAGGACAAGGGUCACCUUCCUUGGUACCGAUCUCUCAUUUGAACCAGGGGCUGGUCCAUCCCUAAUAAUCAGGUUCAUCACUAUUCCAUGGAGGAAAUUGGCCCGCAAUGAUGUCAUGAUUUUGAAAAUUGAAAACGCGGCUUCGCAAAUAGUAAUUACCUUUUUGUAA
Molecule: messenger RNA, 1407 nt
Organism: Cylicocyclus nassatus
Lineage: Eukaryota; Metazoa; Nematoda; Chromadorea; Rhabditida; Strongylidae
Source: the annotation of a GenBank genome assembly